Racocetra persica is the source of this 176-nucleotide messenger RNA. Lineage: Eukaryota; Fungi; Glomeromycota; Glomeromycetes; Diversisporales; Gigasporaceae. The record is from the annotation of a GenBank genome assembly.
AUCAAGCAAAAGGUGAAUAUCAGAAAAAUGGUAUGGAUGUAUGGUUCAUGAAAAUCAUUGAUCUUGAAGUUGAUAACUAUGAAAAUAAAGAUCGAAUCGGAAAUGAUAUGAAGAAAAGAAUUAAUAAUAGGAUAUUUAAAAACGAAACGAUGCGAAUAAAGAAUAGUACCAUACCU